Molecule: messenger RNA, 2559 nt
Organism: Colletotrichum graminicola M1.001
Lineage: Eukaryota; Fungi; Ascomycota; Sordariomycetes; Glomerellales; Glomerellaceae
Product: barren protein
Exons: 4
Coding region: 1-2559 (852 amino acids)
Biological process (GO): mitotic chromosome condensation
Cellular component (GO): condensin complex
Molecular function (GO): chromatin binding
Source: RefSeq, a predicted model, not a curated record
AUGCCUCGAGUGGCCCAAGUACCGCGCGCCAGCAGCGUCAGAGCGACCUCCGGGUCGAUGAAUGCAUCGCCAUUCAAGAACUCACCGGUCAAAAUCCCCCUCAACGAUGAUGCGGAAGAAAAAGCGCGGCGAGCGCAUUCGCGCCAUGCAUUUCACGAGCGCCAGCGUAACGAACUGAAGGCGGCCGCCGCGACGCCUUUGCGCAGGAAUAACGGCAGCUUGGAAGACCUUGAGAAUGACACACCAGGCUCGAAUCCCAAGACACCACACGCUCGCGGGAGUCGCGGUAGGCAGAUUGUUGACGACGAUGACGAAGGCUUCGUCGUUAGCGGAAGCGCGGUCACGCCUAUGAAGCGCGUUCCGAUUCUCGCCAACUUCGAAGAAUGGAUGAAGAUGGCAACGGACAACAAGAUCAACGCAAACAACUCCUGGAACUUCGCACUCAUCGACUACUUUCACGACAUGUCCUUGCUCAAGGAGGGCGACGGAGUCAACUUUCAGAAAGCCAGUUGUACGUUAGACGGCUGUGUAAAGAUCUACACCAGCAGAGUCGACAGUGUCGCAACUGAGACCGGCAAGCUUUUGAGUGGUCUUGCGGACAGCAACAAGAAGAAAGGCAAGGAAGGUGACGAUGCUGAGGGUGAGGAGAGUGAGGAGGAGAUUGAUGAGAACGGCAACGUUACGAAGAAGCCGAAGCGGAAGACCCAGCGAUCCUCCGAAGCGACCCUCGCGCCUUCUUUCUCUUCGCUCCAGCUCAAGAAGUUCGAAUUGGAGUUCGCCGUAGACCCUCUUUUCAAGAAGACUUCGGCCGACUUCGACGAAGGAGGUGCCAAGGGCCUGCUUCUCAACCAUCUAAUGAUCGAUGCACAGGGACGUAUCGUCUUUGACAGCAGCGAUGAUGUCGGCGACGCGCAUACCUCGAAAACAAGAAAGAAGAACGACGAGGCUGAAGACGAGGACACUGAAAUGCAAGAUGCUUCGGCGAUACAAGAAGAACAAGAGCAGGAGGAGGACACUGCAGACGUGGAAAUCGACCUUGGAGCGUUAGGUGCCAAGUUCUUCCCCAACUUGGGCCGUCUUGACGAGCUGGACGUCUGUCCGUCCUUGAAGAACUUUGACCUCGGUAACCCUUCAGGGUCUAUGGAUAUUCCUUUUCUCAAGGCGCCAGAGGACUGGAGAGGAGACCAGGACAAGGACAAGUCCCCGGACCUGCUCGGAGACAACUCUGGCAUGUUUAUUGACGGCGACAACGCGGCUGGCUUCGACGACGACGACCUUGGCCUCGGCGGCUUCGAAAUCGGCGCGGACGUCGCAUUCGGUGAGGGCGGCGAGGCUUGGGCGAGGGAAGCUGCGCUUGAGCCGCAGAUGAGAGUUUACGACGCCGGCCUUGGUGAGGAUGCUGCUGGAGGCGAUGGCGUAGAAAUGCUCGAUCAACGCGACGGCGAUUUUGUCGUGUCAAUGUCCCACGCACAAAGCGCCGACAAGAUGCAUGAAGAUAUCCUCGGUUACUUCGACCAGGCCUUGCAGAAGAACUGGUCCAGUGCUGAGCACUGGAGAAUCCGAAAGAUCAAGGAUGUCAACAAGCCCGUAGGCCCCGCCCGCGUGCGGAAAGAGAAGGAGCCCUUCGAAAUCGACUUCUCUGCGCCACUCGAUCAGAGCUUAGCCGAUGUAUUGUUUACUCAGGCCUCCAGCAACUCGGCCAUCUCCAUGCCCAAGAAGGACUGGAAGUCGAAGUCACGCAACCUGCUUCCAGACGACAAGCACUUCAACUCCAAGUCACUUCUCAACCUGUUCCUCAAGCCCAAGGCUCGCCUUAGCAGACGGCGAGUCUUGGGCAACAGGGGCGGUAUGUUCGGCACUGCUGGGCCAGAGAGGGAUGUACCAGAAGGCGAGAUGGACGAGGCAUUCUGGGCACAACAAAAAGUACCGAUGAAAAAUGAGGAGGAGACGCCGUUGCCGGAAGGAGACUACGACGCCAACUUCUUCCAGGACGAUGCUCUUCCUUUCGCUGGAGGUCUGGAGGACGAGGAUGAUGAGUUUGCGGAUGCCCGUGAGCAUUUCUCGCCCAUGGCUGAGGGUGAUGCUGGCGCCACCGAAGCAGCUGGCUUAACAGCCCUGCUCGGCGGCGAUACUGCAACCAAUGCUCUGACCGGUGCCUUCGGGACGACGCUAGUCACGCAAACUCGCCGUCUCCGUCCAGACUACGUGCAAUACGCACGUGUGGCCAAGAGGGUGGACGUCCGGCGGUUGAAGGAGGAGAUUUGGAAGGGCAUGGACCUCGAACGGCUGGAUGGUGACUCUGCGCCGCCGACCAACGAAACCGCGGCUGCCACACCCGAAGAAACGUCCAAGGACACAUCGCUGAGAUUCACGGAGGUCAUGAAUGGUCUGCACUCGGUCUAUCCGAAGCAGAUGAUGGAGGACAUCUCGACGAGUUUCUGCUUUAUCAGUCUGCUACAUCUCGCCAACGAAAAGGGCUUGGUCAUCGAGAAGACUCCUGAGCUUACGGAACUUAACAUCCGCAAAGACUGGACUGCUGAGAUCACAGGGGCGGAGUAG